Molecule: messenger RNA, 2250 nt
Organism: Zychaea mexicana
Lineage: Eukaryota; Fungi; Mucoromycota; Mucoromycetes; Mucorales; Lichtheimiaceae
Product: DNA repair metallo-beta-lactamase-domain-containing protein
Exons: 4
Coding region: 84-1973 (629 amino acids)
Biological process (GO): interstrand cross-link repair; protection from non-homologous end joining at telomere; double-strand break repair via nonhomologous end joining
Molecular function (GO): 5'-3' DNA exonuclease activity; damaged DNA binding
Source: RefSeq, a predicted model, not a curated record
CUAUCAGUCACAAUGCUUGAAGUACAGCAAGUAAAGGAAAAGGCGCAGUUCUGUUGCUUUAGCAACUAAUUCACGGGGCAACAAUGAAACGGAAACGUCCAGGCAAUGACGAUCGGCCAACUGAAUCGAACACAAGGAGCCUCGAUCACUAUUUUGCAAAUUCUGCCCCAAGCACGGUCAAGGUUUCUGAUACUGCCACCACUGCUACCGAUUCAUUUGACAAUGAUCUCGAGCGAGCGAUUCAACAGUCGCUUCAGGAAAUUAACACCACACAUAUCGAAACUGCGGAAACAACGUCAGAAGCAGUAGAACGCCUGGAUCGUCAAGAACCACUUUCGAAUUCUUUAAAGCAGUGUCCAAUUUGCGAUGUAUUGCUCGAUCAAACCGCUGACGCUAACAGCCACAUCAAUAGCUGUCUUGACAGUUUCGAACGUACAGGGUGUCCCAACAAAGAAAACGCCAGUAUUGAAGCAGGAGCAAUAAAGGCAACAACGAAAACGACACAAGCAGAAAAUGAAAGCGAGCCAUCAUUUUCCUCAUCAUCCAGCACGACGAAUUCUGUGCCCAAACUCGAGGCUUUACAUGAGCCAAAGCGUGCGCCAGCUCUAGAUUUGCUGCAAAGGGAUACAGGCAAAGGAAAAGACAUUGACAGCGAUCAAAAGCCGGAUUCAUCGCCGAGCAUGAGACCGAAAAGGAAAUGCCCCUUUUAUAAAUGGAUACAAGGGAUCCCUUUUGUUGUUGACGCAUUCUCCUUCGGGAAGAUCGAAAACUGUCAGGGAUACUUUUUAUCCCACUACCACAGCGACCACUACUAUGGAUUGUCACCGUCAUGGUCGCAUGGCCCUAUUUAUUGCUCUAAAAUCACCGCAAACUUUGUACGACAGGAACUCAACGUUGACAGCAAUUACGUCGUCACUUUACCGAUGGAUCAAGAGUAUGCUUUAAGCAGCACGGUCAAUGUGAGUCUUAUUGAUGCCAACCAUUGCCCUGGCUCUGUGCUGUUCCUAUUUAAGGUGUAUCGGGCUGACGGAACCGUUGCUCGUCAUCUUCACACUGGCGACUUUCGUGCGAAUCCGCGCAUGUGCCUGCAUCCGCUUUUACGACAGCCUGAGAACGGUGUGCUCGACACACUCUAUCUGGACACAACCUAUUUGAAUGGACAGUAUUCUUUCCCGGCUCAGGAAGAAGCCAUAAAUGCUGCAUGUGAUUUGGCCGAAAGAUGCGCGUCUGGCGAGCAAAAGGAGAGUAAACGUGGAUUGUUGCAAGGAUGGCUGAGCAAGUUAGGUGCAGAUGCGUCGAUGCCAAGUGAUACGGUUGGAAGCUCUAUGGGUUUUCCGGGGACCGGGCCAGCUUCUAAAGUGCUUUUCAUUGUGGGGACCUACUCGAUUGGAAAGGAAAGGAUGUUUUACAAUUUGGCGAAAAGAUUGAACAGCAAAGUAUAUGCAUCGCCUCGCAAACUAAGAUUUAUCACCUCUCAAGAGAACAAAGAGCUGGACUCGUUGUUGACCGACGAUCCACUGAAAGCACAAGUUCACUUGUUCCCGAUGGGGCAAAUCCAAGAAGAGCGCUUGUCACUGUACUUAAAAACCUACCAUCCGCAUUUUACAUCGGCAGUCGCUUUCCGCCCGACUGGUUGGACAUUUAAGAAAAGCUCACCUGCUAUAGCAGCAUUAUCAGACGCACCAUUGGCACAAGUGACAGCCCCACCUGCAGAUCGAAGCGUCGUAUUGAAGCCAAUGAAAACCACUAUCGAUACCAUUCAAAUAUAUGGCAUUCCGUACUCUGAACACUCUAGCUUUCGUGAACUUGCGUCCUUUGUUGGUAGCCUUGAAAUACGACGUAUCAUACCGACGGUAAAUGUGGGAAGCGAGGAUAGUCGACGAAAAAUGAACACAAUUUUAGACCGAUGGCAAAAUGAGAAAAAGAAGAAAGGGACCAAACUUGUACCAUAUCCAACAGAAGAACAUUGGUGAUAGAUAUGUGCUUGUCUAUUGGAACAUUUACAAUUACAUUGUUUAUUAUGUAAAUAUCACAAAUUUGUAUAUAAUAUAUUUGGCCAAGUACUCACCGGCGUAAACAACACGGGAAUCUCGCCACAACUAUGUCGACUACUGCUGGCUGGUGCAGAUUUUCGCCCAUACAUAUUAACUGUUAAUACCACCCUGGAAAUUGAUGAAUUAAAUAACACUCUAUUUGCAUAAACCACCCUAGUUUCUUUUCUCUUAGGCCCAUUACACAAUUAAAACAAAC